CCUGCGGGCUCCGAGGGAGCCGCUCCCAGCCGCGCCGGGUGGCGGGAGCGGACGGAGGCCGGCGCUGCCCGUUAGCAGCCGCGGCAGCAGGAGCCUCCUAAUUACUCACCACGCUAAUUGCCCAGCACUGAACUUCGGGAGCGGGUCCGAAGAGGAGCUCCUAGGCGCAGAGGAGGCAAGAGGUGUCUGGGGCCGGGCCCCGCCAGGGUUAAGUGCCCGCCCGUUCCCGGCUGGCGGCCAGCUCGUCUUCCGAGGGAGGCCCGGAGUCACCGCCGGGGGAUCGGGAGGUGCGCCCGGACCACACCGGACCCCCUCCCCCACCGCCGCCUCUAGGAGGCGCAGAAAGUGGGGGCGCCAGUCUGGCGCGGGGGGGCGGGCGCGGAGAGCCAGAGGGGCUGCGGGGACACCGAGAUGGCCGAUGAGAUCGACUGGCUGGACCUGCCAGGCCGAUGGACCUACGGAGUGGACCGCGGCGGGAGAAUCUUCUUCGUCAAUGAUGAGGAGAAGUCAACCAGCUGGGUGCACCCUGGUACGGACUCAUCCAUCCAGAGUGGACAUUCCUCCAGCCCAGAUUUGCCUAAGGGCUGGGAGAUGGACUGUACCCCAGAGGGAGCUGUAUACUUCAUCAACCACAAUGAACGACGCAACACAUUUCGACACCCAGUGACUGGCCAGAUCCCAGAAGAGAACAAAAAGUUUGACUUGAAACCAUCGACCUUGGACAUGUCCAACAAAUCAGGUGGGAAACGGUCUGCUACCAUCAACAGCGACAUAGCCAACCACAACAUGGUGUCAGAGGUCCCUCCCGAGCGGCCCAACAUCCGGGCAACCCGAACUUCCCGAAAAGCCAUUGCCUUCGGUAAACGCUCACACUCCAUGAAGCGGAACCCCAGUGCACCUGUCACCAAGGCAGGCUGGCUCUUCAAACAGGCCAGCUCCGGGGUAAAGCAGUGGAACAAACGCUGGUUUGUCCUGGUGGACCGCUGCCUCUUUUACUACAAAGAUGAGAAGGAGGAGAGCAUCCUGGGCAGCAUCCCCCUGUUGAGCUUCCGGGUGGCAGCUGUGCAGCCUUCAGACAACAUCAGCCGGAAGCACACAUUUAAGGCCGAGCACGCUGGAGUCCGUACCUACUUCUUUAGUGCCGAGAGCCCUGAUGAACAGGAGGCCUGGAUCCAGGCCAUGGGCGAGGCUGCUCGGGUACAGAUCCCUCCAGCCCAGAAGUCGGUUCCUCAGCCUGUGCGGCACGGCCUCGAGAAGCCAGACUCAGAGAACAUCCCACCCAGCAAACACCAUCAGCAGCCGCUUCACAACAAUCUCACCAAGCCAGAGCCAGAGGCCAAGACUCGAGGGGAGGGCGACGGCAGAGGCUGUGAGAAGGCAGAGCGAAGGCCCGAGAGGCCCGACGUCAAGAAAGAGCCUUUAGUGAAAGCCAAUGGCCUCCCUUCUGGACCUGAAACAGCCUCUUCCGAGCCAGGGAGCCCUUACCCUGAUGGUCCAAGGGUCCCAGGAGGCGGGGAGCUGCCCACCCAGCCCAAUGGCUGGCAGUAUAGCUCGCCGAGCCGACCAGGGAGCACCGCUUUCCCACCUCAUGAUGGUGACACUGGGGGACACCGGCGGAGCUUUCCGCCACCGCGCACCGACCCUGACAAAAUUGCCCAGCGCAAAAGCUCUAUGAACCAGCUUCAGCAGUGGGUGAACCUGCGCCGAGGGGCACCCCCACCUGAAGACCUUCGGAGCCCUUCAAGGUUCUACCCUGUGUCCCGCAGGGUCCCCGAGUAUUACAGCCCUUACUCCUCCCAGUACCCUGACGAUUACCAGUACUACCCGCCCGGGGUGCGGCCAGACAGCAUCUGCUCCAUGCCAGCCUACGAUAGGAUUAGUCCGCCCUGGGCCCUGGAGGACAAGCGGCACUCCUUCCGUAAUGGGGGUGGGCCCGCUUACCAGCUCCAGGAAUGGAAGGAGCCCACCGGCUACGGGCGGCAGGAUGGCACUGUCUGGAUCCCUAGCCCCUCCCGACAGCCAGUCUAUUACGAUGAGCUGGACGCUGCCUCUGGCUCCCUGCGCCGCCUGUCCUUGCAGCCCCGUUCCCACUCUGUGCCCCGCUCACCCAGCCAGGGCUCCUACAGUCGUGCCCGUAUCUACUCCCCUGUGCGCUCGCCUAGUGCCCGCUUUGACCGGCUGCCACCUCGCAGUGAGGACAUCUAUGCAGACCCUGCUGCCUAUGUGAUGAGGCGAUCCAUCAGUUCCCCAAAGUAUGAUUACCUGGGAGACAGGCGGCCAGUCCCCGCAGGACUGUUCCCCUACAACUACCCACCAUCCCCCACGGUCCACGAUAAGAUGGAUGAACUUUUAGAUCUUCAGUUGCAAAGAAACCUAGAGUAUUUGGAUCAGCAGAUGAGUGAGAGCGAGACUCUCAUCAGUAUGGUGAACCGAAUGGUGGAGAACUCCUCCCCUAGGGCCCAACUCUUCAUGCAAGUCCCUGCAUACCCAGAGGUGUUCCGGGAUGGCCUCCACACCUUCAAGCUAAACGAGCAAGACACGGAUAAGCUGCUGGGCAAGCUGUGUGAACAGAACAAGGUGGUGAGAGAGCAGGACCGGCUGGUGCAGCAGUUGAGAGCGGAGAAGGAGAGCCUGGAAAGUGCCUUGAUGGGGACCCACCAGGAGCUGGAGAUGUUUGGCAGCCAGCCUGCCUACCCAGAGAAACUGCUGCACAAAAAGGAGUCUCUGCAGAACCAGCUCAUCAACAUCCGGGUGGAGCUGUCACAGGCGACCACGGCGCUGACCAACAGCACAGUGGUGUAUGAGAACCUCGAGUCUGAGGUCUCUGCCCUGCACGACGACCUCUGGGAACAACUCAACUUGGAUAUCCAGAAUGAGGCGCUCAAUCGGCAAAUUCAGAAGGAGAUCUGGAGGAUCCAGGAUGUGAUGGAAGGGCUGAGGAAGAACAAUCCCUCUCGGGGCACUGACACAGCCAAGCACAGAGGAGGCCUCGGUACCUCAGCCACCUACAGCUCCAACAGCCCAGCCAGCCCUCUCAGCUCUGCCAGCCUUACCAGUCCCCUGAGCCCCUUUUCAAUGGUGUCUGGGUCUCAGGGCUCUCCGACCAAGCCAGGGUCCAGUGAGGAACCUGGCCCACCUCGGCCGCCCCUCCCAAAAGCCUACGUCCCCCUGGAAUCUCCUCCCACCGUCCCUCCACUCCCCAAUGAGAGCCGCUUCUGGCCAUACCCCAACUCCCCUUCCUGGCAUCACAGUGGCGAGACAGCCAGGGGUCAGCCCCAAACAGGCUUUGAGCCAAGCAAGAAAGACCUCGACCAGACAUCACCCCGGCAUUCCCCUAGAGACGUUAGUCUUGUGCCCAGCAGACAAGAGCUGGAGGCAGAGAAGCAGGCAGCUCUCAACAAAGUUGGCAUUGUGCCCCCUCGAACAAAAUCUCCUGCCGAGGAAGAGAUGACCCCGUCAGCAGUGGUGAGGAGGACCACCAAUGGCCUCACCAAUGGCCUCUCCUCACGGCAGGAGCGCCCCAAGAGUGCUGUGUUCUCCGGAGAGGGCAAGGUGAAGAUGAGUGUGGAGGAGCAGAUCGACCGGAUGAGGCGCCAUCAGAGCGGCUCCAUGAAGGAGAAGCGGAGGAGCCUGCAGCUCCCAGCCAGCCCAGCCCCUGAACCUAGCACCCGGCCCACCUACAAAGUGGUGCGCCGUCACCGCAGCAUCCACGAAGUGGACAUCUCCAACCUGGAGGCAGCCCUGAGGGCAGAGGAACCUGGCGGCCAGGCGUAUGAGACACCGCGAGAAGAAAUCGCCCGGCUUCGCAAAAUGGAACUGGAGCCCCAACACUACGAUGUUGACAUCAAUAAGGAGCUCUCCACUCCAGACAAAGUCCUCAUUCCUGAACGAUACAUUGAUCUGGAACCCGAUGCCCCCUUGAGCCCCGAGGAGUUGAAGGAGAAGCAGAAGAAAGUAGAGAGGAUCAAGACACUCAUUGCCAAAUCCAGUAUGCAGAACGUGGUGCCCAUCGGCGAGGGGGACUCUGUGGACGUGCCCCAGGACUCAGAGAGCCAGCUGCAGGAGCAGGAGAAGCGGAUUGAAAUCUCCUGUGCCCUGGCGACCGAGGCCUCCCGCAGGGGCCGCAUGCUGUCUGUGCAAUGUGCCACCCCAAGCCCUCCCACCUCCCCUGCUUCCCCGACUCCACCAGUCAACCCCCUAACGUCUGACAGCCCACGGGGCGCCGACAGCAGCCAUACCAUGCGGGUCUGAGCUCUGACUGCAAGCCCUGGCUGAGGCCAAUGCCGUGAAGCUCCACAGAGCCACCUUCUGAUAGCAUCCACUGCACACCGGGCAGGCUCCAGCUUCUCAUCCUGGCCUCCUGCCCUUGCACCCACCAUGGGAUGCCUCAGAGAGCCAGGCUGGGGACCAGGGCUGCUUCAGAAAGGAGCAUGGAUGCCUUCAAAUUCACAUCUGCUACCCUCGCCCUGAAGCCUGCACUGUCAUGCCAUGGUUCUAAGGCAAGACUGGGAUGUCAAGGCC
Molecule: messenger RNA, 4521 nt
Organism: Acomys russatus (golden spiny mouse)
Lineage: Eukaryota; Metazoa; Chordata; Mammalia; Rodentia; Muridae
Gene: Plekha6
Product: pleckstrin homology domain containing A6
Molecular function (GO): protein binding
Source: RefSeq, a predicted model, not a curated record